UGGGCGGGGUUUCAUUCCUCAACGACUCCCGACCUUCGAAACCGACAAGGCUGAAAACACCGUAAUCGGAAUGGACACGGAUUUCACGCAAGACUCCGUUUUACAUUUUCUACAGAGCAGAGGCGGCUCAGUGAAAAAUGCCGACCUGCUGCUUCACUUUAAGGGCUUUCUCCGCGACCACGCGGACCAGGUUCGGAACCGCGAACUUUUCAAGAAGUUUGUCAACUCCGUGGCAACGGUCAAGCAGGAACACGGCGUCUCGCACGUCGUGCUCAGGAAGAAAUACAGGACUCCUGGACCCAGCGGCGGCGGGAGCGCUACUUCCGGGACGUCCGCCCGAGGUUCCGCUGGGCCCCCGCCGCCCAAGGCUACCUUGAACCCGGCUUGGAGCAAAGAAAAGGUUCGACAGAAACCCUUACUUCGAGAGGAGACAACGCCUACUAAGCCAAGAGAAUCUGACAUGAAAAAUAUCCUACCGGUGGCUGGUAUCAUACUGAACAACAAUAAUGUAGAAACAAAUUUGAACCUGAGACUGGAACCGAAGCAGGUUAGUCGAGCUGAAGUAACUACAGCACUGACUCACGCUCCAAUCUCAGUCAAAACUCAGACGAGUCCCCCAGAGUACCCCGUCAUGAGACAGAGCCAUCUCCAAGUGGGUCAACGGAAGGCAUCAAUCCAACAUGGAGAAAUCAGCAAACAGGUGUCACCUCAAGGAACUCUAAAAAGCAAUCAGCAACCUAUUGGAAGUCUUCAUCAGAACCCAAAUAUUCUUGGCAAUCUUCAUGUUCAGCCUCGCAGCGCCAGACAGAGGCAGAGCUACAAAACUGCAGUUUCUUAUGAUGACGAUGAUGAGGAUGAAGAGCCCAAGUUGAAAUUGACACCAACGGGGGCAGUGGGGCCCCUAGACAGUCACCUGAGGGCCCCUGCAGCCUCCAGCAUGAGUCAGCCCAUUGCCUUUCCAUCAACAGAGAUUCCUACGAUUUACGUCCAAAAUGUGACAAAAGACGGUCAGGUUCAUCAUUCCCGCCCAGGAUGGAGCUCAGAGUCAGUCAUCCAGCUCGGGAGACCAAAGACGGGACUGAAUGCGGUUCCUGAGUCUCCCCCCGAGGGGUUGGUGCCCACCCGGCGUAGUUUGCCUGUAGGGCAUGCGAUGCCCUCUCAAGAUAGAGCAGAAGAGGAGGAGAGACGGUACUCCCAGCCCGUAGGUUUUGCAGUAGAAAACAGACAGGUGUGGAGUCCAAGCGAAAAAACGUGUCUGUCGAGCAGCCACAACAGCAUCUUUACUCAUCCAUCGGAUGCUGGCUUCCCCGGCAGUGAGUGGCCUGCUAUGCCGGCUGGAAGCAACAGCAGCACUGAGAAACUACAUUUCGUAGCAGGUGACCCGAUGGACGCCUUUAAAACUCAGCAGGUGCUCCAGCAACCCCGUUAUCUGAGGGUCGCGGAACCCUGGCACCACUCUACAGGCGACCUGCUAGACAAAAGAGCAUCUGCCCACGUGCCUACAUUGCAUCACUCUUCUGACCAUCUGAACCAGCCCAGUGACACGCAAUGGCGGCACUCUGCAGGUAAUCUCUAUGAUGACCACGAGUCGAGCGACUGCUCCGGCUCGUCACCGGCGCAGCGUCCACGCCCGACGCUGGCUAGGCGUAUCAGCAGCAAGCUGAAAGGCAGGAUGUGCCGCAGCAUGGGCGCCGACCUCGAUCGGUUCCUCCAGGAAGAAGCGGAGGAAGGAGCGAGGGGGAACGAGGCGGCAAGGCGGAAGCGCCUCCACCGGAUCUCGUCCUCGCUUAGCCUUCACUACAACCUGUCGUCGUCCUCGCUGUCGUCCGGCAACAGUCUCGCCGACUUGGCCGAAGCGGAUGCGAAAGGGAAGCAUUUUCCGCACGCCACUGGUGCUCAUCAUGAAAGCCCCCAUAGGCAGUCCCAGGUUCCUCUUGAAGCGCGAGAACACGCGUGGCUGGUGAAAGGAGCAUCAGGGGCGUGGCCGGAUAUCUACUCCUUGUUCAGAGAGGACGCCACUCUCCUCAACAGACGAGACUUCAUCUCCGGCUUUACUGUGCUGCAUUGGAUCGCCAAACACGGCGACCACAGAGUUCUCAACACACUCUGGUACGGUGUUCAAAAGGCCGGUGUAGCGUUCGACAUCAACGCCAAGGCAUCGUGCGGCCAAACGCCGCUUCACGUCGCCGCCAUCCACGGCAACAAGAACAUCAUUCGCCUGCUGGUCAACAAAUUCAACGCCGACGUCAAGCUGAGAGACACGGCCGGGAAGAAACCCUGGCAGUACCUGAGCCCAAGCGAGUCGCAGGAAGUCUUCCGCCUAUUGGGGGCGCCGGCGCGCGACGCCGCCGGGGGACGAGGGGGGUCUCCCGCGACGGAAGGACACGGCGGGGAGAAGCCGCGUCAACGGCGACGUCAUAAGCGGCAUCACCUGUCCUUCGCCUGGCAGGGAGAAAGACCGAGGACCGUCACUGGAAGCAAAGUAAAACGCUCGACAUCCAUCGCGGCGUUCUUAAAACACAAGCCACUGGUUCGCUUCCACGGGUACAAGUCUGACGGCUAAUGUUUAUUUUUAAACGGACUGAAAAUUUGCCAUGUUUUGACACUUGUUUUACACUUAUGGAAAGCUGUUUGACCAUUUGAUCCAUAUCCUUGAUAUCCAUCUUAACUGGUACGUGUCAACAGUUUUCCAUACACACUGGGAUUAUGAUUUACAAAUCCUCACAAGAUGACUCAUUCAUGUUUUUAUACUAAAAAGGACACAAUGUAAGUCGUGUAAGUUUGACUUGCUGUUUACUGGUGCCAAAGAAAAGAUGGUUCCAAUCUUAACAAAGGCUGCUGCUGUGAGUGAUCAAAGCCUACUUGCCGAGCGGAUGUGUCUGCGACCUGAUUUUCGAUGUCAUUGUUUUUCCAAGCCAAAACAUCGAUCAUCUUUCAGUCUGAAGGUAGAAACGUUCAAGUUCUCACACGAUUGUUAAGGUUUUGCUUCCUUUUCUUCCAAACACCUUUACAAUUCGCACUUCUUGAAAAGCACUCAAACUGGAGGACUAAUUUGUUUUAAAGCACUUAUUUUUAAGUCUGUUGUUUAUGGUUUCGCUUGGUCAGCUGAUAUAUGAUUAGCAUGCUCAGAUUUUAAUUUUCUACUAUGUUGAAUGGAAGCACUUAUUUGACGAAAGACUCGGUACUUAGCAUUUGUGCUUAACAUUUUUUAUAUAUGUAAUUCACACCAGCACAGAACGACAAGCCAAAUUUGACGAGGUCAGUUUUUCAUGUUGUCACUGUAUGGAGCAGUAUUUUUAUUAUGUCUUUGACUGGAAAAAGUUCACUGCAUAUUAAAUGUAUUUGUCAACAGGAGCAACUUUUAACCAACCAUAAAAACGCCUGUGUUGUUGCCAGCGGUGAAUGAAUUACUCACUUUUUUUCUUAAGUAAAAGUACAGUUACAGGGGCAAGAAAUGUAAAAGUACAAGUAUCUAAGAUUAAAAUUACUCGAAGUACAAAAGCACUUGCUUUAAAAAUUACUUUGCAAGUAAAAAUUAUUUUCUCCUGAUCAAAAAUAU
This is a messenger RNA of Corythoichthys intestinalis (scribbled pipefish), 3559 nucleotides long. RefSeq lists its product as uncharacterized. The record is from RefSeq and is a predicted model, not a curated record. The transcript is spliced from 5 exons. Gene Ontology annotation, molecular function: protein binding. The coding region runs from base 71 to 2563 and encodes 830 amino acids. Lineage: Eukaryota; Metazoa; Chordata; Actinopteri; Syngnathiformes; Syngnathidae.